This is a messenger RNA of Owenia fusiformis, 1549 nucleotides long. Lineage: Eukaryota; Metazoa; Annelida; Polychaeta; Sabellida; Oweniidae. The record is from the annotation of a GenBank genome assembly.
CAGUUCUCUCCACUACAACGAGUGAACCCCUUUCAUAAAAAAUACUACUGAUAAUGUCAAUACGCUGUCACUGGAGUACCAAUAAAAGGGGUAUACCAAGCACGAUAGCUCUGCUGACUAGUUCGACUCUACACAGUAAACAUCUCUAAUUCAUUUACACGGCAAAGAAUAAAGGACUUAGGAUGUAGCCUUGUCACAAACCCACUGCUAUCUCAAUUAUUAGCCAUGUUUUGGAUAAUUAACAUCACAUCUAUGGUGUUUUAAGAGACACGGAGCUUUAAGAAGUAGAUUCUGCUGUGUAAGGAACCGCAUUGCGUCUAGAACAGUUCUUCUAAAAGGAUAGGAUUUAUUUAUCAAAGGCCAUGGACGUCGACGUUUUGGGAAUCAUCCUAGUGACGCUUUUCUCAAUCGUGGAAUGUGGUCCACUUUCUGGUCUCGACUUAAAAGAUAUCGACUUUAAGAAAGUCCUCAAAUCACCACAUGAAAGAAACGAAGUAUGUUUGAACAUUUGUGACUUCAAGGAAUGGAGUGAAUGGACUAAUUGUACAGCUACGUGUGGGGGCGGUAACCAAUGGCGACGUCGCUAUCUCUGCUGCCCCAAAAAUGAAACAGUUAAUGGGUGCUACAGACAUUGUCAAAAGAAAUGCUGCCAAGAGCACAAUAAAAAAGACAGUAAAUGCAAUAGAUUCAAACAAUGUAAAUUUGAACCUAUAUCCCAUUGGGAGAGCCAGGAAUGCAACACAAGAUGUUAUAACGGUGGUAGUUAUCUGGGAGUAGAUAAAAACUGUGGAUGUAGAAAUGGGUUCGAAGGAGCCUGUUGUGAAAUAGAAAAGGAACAGUCCCUUGAAGCCUUUCUGGAACUGAAUAUUAAGAGACAGGGAGAACGUACUACACAUCACCGCCACCGUCACGACCAUCGGCAAAGACAGCGUAAUGGCAACGGAUGAUAUUGUAUCGUACAAUGCUGAAACAGUUGCAUUCUAGAUGGUGCCAAAUAUUUAUUUUUCUAAGUCAGCAAAAGCUAUGAUGUGAUUAACACGUAAUCUACACGUUAUCCACACGUGGCGAUAGACAAUCAAGUGAUCAGACCGAACGAACGACCACUUACAAACAAUGUACAUAUUAUACAUAUGUGAUAAGAAGUGAAUAAAAAGAAACAAUUGAUUGGCCAGCGCAAGGGAUGGAACAUUACCUCAUAGGGAAAAUGAUUGAAGAUGGCAGGUGAUAUCGGCAGAUAAUUUCGUGUAUAGAGACGAUUAUUAUCAGAUGUCAUCGUGUUACCUUAAACAAUGAUUGAACGAUUCAAAUACGUCAAACGUCCCCAGAGGGGAAAAGGAUUGUUUGGAAAAUUUUGAGGAUCUGCACAUAUUUCAAUUGGUCGAAAAAUUUGGAAUCGUAACAUCUAUAUUUUUUAUCAAUUUCUAAGGAAUUUGUAUUAUGACUCGGAAUUUCAACUUACACACUUACAGCUAAGCUGCUCCACCUUAAAGAUCCACGUGGCACAUUUUGGUUUGAAAUAUUAAUUUUGCGAUACUCGCCGUUUUAAACA